GACCUGCUAUUGCUGCGAAGUGGGCCUUCUGGGAGUGAGAAAUGACACACCCUGAUGACAAGAGAGGCUCCAGUCCUUCAACAGGUCCAACAGGCGCUCCUCCAAGCGGAGCCUUGGAGGGCAAGGCCGGCACCAUUACCUCCAACGAGUGGAGCUCUCCUAACUCCCCUGAGGGGAGCAACGUCUCUGGGGGCAGUCAGGCAUUGGACAAGCCCAUCGACAAUGAUGCGGAGGGUGUUUGGAGCCCGGACAUUGAGCAGAGCUUCCAGGAGGCCCUGGCCAUCUACCCACCCUGUGGCCGGCGGAAGAUCAUUCUGUCGGAUGAGGGCAAGAUGUACGGUCGGAAUGAGCUGAUUGCUCGUUACAUCAAGCUCCGGACAGGGAAGACCCGCACCAGGAAGCAGGUCUCCAGCCACAUCCAGGUGCUGGCUCGUCGCAAAGCCCGUGAGAUCCAGGCCAAGCUAAAGGAUCAGGCAGCUAAGGACAAGGCCCUGCAGAGCAUGGCUGCUAUGUCGUCCGCCCAGAUCAUCUCCGCCACAGCCUUCCACAGUAAAAUGGCCCUCGCCCGGGGCCCUGGCUGCCCAGCAGUCUCAGGGUUUUGGCAAGGAGCUUUGCCGGGCCAAGCCGGAACAUCCCACGAUGUGAAACCUUUCUCUCAACAAACCUACACUGUCCAGCCUUCGCUGCCUCUGCCAGGGUUUGAGUCUCCUUCAGGAGCCGCCCCAUCGCCCUCAGCGCCCCCAGCACCCCCGUGGCAGGGCCGCAGCGUGGCCAGCUCCAAGCUCUGGAUGCUGGAGUUCUCUGCCUUCCUGGAGCAGCAGCAAGACCCUGACACGUACAACAAGCACCUGUUCGUACACAUUGGCCAGUCAAGCCCAAGCUACAGUGACCCCUACCUUGAAGCCGUGGACAUCCGCCAGAUCUAUGACAAGUUCCCAGAGAAAAAGGGUGGACUCAAGGAGCUCUUUGAACGGGGACCUUCCAAUGCCUUUUUUCUCGUGAAGUUCUGGGCAGACCUCAACACCAACAUGGAGGACGAAGGCAGCUCCUUCUACGGGGUCUCCAGCCAGUACGAGAGUCCCGAGAACAUGAUAAUCACCUGCUCCACCAAGGUCUGCUCGUUCGGCAAGCAGGUGGUAGAGAAAGUGGAGACAGAGUAUGCCCGCUACGAAAACGGCCACUACUCCUACCGCAUCCACCGGUCCCCGCUCUGUGAGUACAUGAUCAACUUCAUCCACAAGCUGAAGCACUUGCCCGAGAAGUACAUGAUGAACAGCGUGCUGGAGAACUUCACCAUCCUGCAGGUGGUCACCAACAGAGACACACAGGAGACUUUGCUGUGCAUUGCAUAUGUCUUCGAGGUGUCAGCCAGCGAGCAUGGGGCUCAACACCACAUCUACCGGCUGGUGAAAGAAUAAGAGACUUGGGGAGCAGGGACGGGGGAAGAGAUGUGUGUGUGUGUGUAGGGACUUGGGGUGGGGACCUGCAGGGACAGCCCCUUGAAGUGCCAAGAAAGCUGACCCUUCCUACCCAGGAACAAACUGUGCCUCAACCUGCAGUGCCCAACCCCAAAUAAACCCAAGAUGUGUAUUUUCACAGGACCCCACCUGGCUGUAGGAGCCCUGGGAGGGACUGUGGGAGAAGGGGGGCAGUCUGGGAAGCGGGCCGGAAGCAGCCCCAGAGAUGCAUCAUGGGCAGUUCUGAAGCCAUUGCCCCAGUGAACUCGGCCAGGAAUGUCGCCAGACGCUGAAGGUCAAGCUGGAUGGUCCCUCUGCUGCCUGGAGCCUCUGCACUCUGCUGCUGGCCACGCUGGGAGGCCUGAGGACAGGCGCGUGGGCUCCCAUUCUGUGUGUGCUCAAGUGUGCACCGCGGCUCCCUGAGCGUGCUGCAGCUGCUCUGCCUGGCACUUCUGCUGCCACUGCCGCGGGGCAGCUAACAGGGAGGCCCGUCCAACCCAGGCGUGGGUUUUAGGUGUGGAGGUGACUGAGUUGCUGGAAGGGGACACUGAGCCGUUUAGUUUUAUUCAUCUCUGGUGGUUGUGGAUCCCAUGGCCCUGCUGGCUUGUUGAGGGGACUGGCUCCAGAUCAGAGGAGCCCGAGAUGGAGGACAGGAGGGGCAGUGCUAAAGCAGGCCGCCGAGUUGUGCAGAGGCUGGCGUCUUGCAGCACCCUUUUUGGUGGCGAAGGCCAAGAAAGUUGUUCAGAGGUCUUUGGUGACCCAGUGGUCUCUGAGACCAUCCAGUUCUGACUGGUGAGUCUUACCUCCCUCCCAGCCAAGAUGCCUGUCGGGUGGUGAUCACCUCAGGGCCAGUCCAGGCAUCCACUCCCUCCCCAAACAGUAGUUUCUGUGCUCCUUGAGGCUGGAGAAGGGUGUGGAACCAACGCUGCGUCUAGAGGCAACCACCUGUUUAUUUCCUGCUAACAGGCCAGCUUUGGGUUUCAGCAGUCCUGGCUUCAUCCUAGUAUUCCUAGCUGCCCGACUUUGGGCAAAUGUCUCCACCUUUCUGAGCCUGUAAAGGGGGCAGGCAAUAGCACCCACGUUAGAAGGCCUUAGUGAGGAGGAGAGAGAAUGUCUACAAAGUGCCUGGUGCAAGAUGCACUCAACAAAUGUUAUGAUGAUUAGCUUAUCACUCACCUCCCUCAGGGAGGCUUGGGCCUUGCUCUUUUCUGCCAUCUAGUGGCUCUUUGGUAUCAUCCCCAGUGGGAACCACAAUCCCAGGUGCCUGGGAUUCAACUUGCCUACAGGUGUUUACUGUGCCCCACGCUCACUCGGGAAGAUAAUAUAUAUUAAUACACAAAUGAGGAAGACAGUGUCUAGGAGGGGUACAGAGUGGUGGUUAGGAGCAAGCGUCAGACCACUAGGAUUGGAAUCCUGGCGUUUAGCUACUGCCUAGCCCUGUGACUUGGGGUAAAUUCCUUAAUUUCACUGUGCCUCAGUUUCCCCAACUGUAAAAUGGGUCUAAUAACAGUACCUACCUCGUUUAUGUAGAGAGCCUAGCAUAGUGUCAAGCACAUAAAUGUGUUUGAUAAAUAUACUUUGUUAAUAGGAGGAGCUUUCAGUCAAAGGAGUCAGAUUGGAAAACUGGCUAAUCUGAUCCUCAGACUUUGCUGUGCAUUGCAUAUGUCUUUGAGGUGUCAGCCAGCGAGCAUGGGGCUCAACACCACAUCUACCGGCUGGUGAAAGAAUAAGAGACUUGGGGAUCGGAUGGGGAAGAGAUAUGUGUGUGUGAACUGGACUUCAGAGAUGGGAGUGAGCAGGGUGUGGAUGAUUCAGGGAAGGGGCCCCAGUGGAAAGGGGCUGCCCCUUAACGGAUGGGCAGUGUUUGGAUACACAGGCAGGAGGAAGGCUGGCCCUCCUUCCAGGUGGGUUACCUAGUCUCCCUCUGUCCUCCACAGGCCAGAACCCCUCUCUUUAUUAAAAAGCUUUAACAAACACGGACUACUGCUAGAUCUCAUACCAAGUUGCUUAACGCUACUGUUCAUGGGGGCCGAGGCGGGGCGUAGGGUCCCCGAGUCCCUGGCUCGGGCUGGCAUGUUCCCACAUGUCUGUGAGGGUUUGUGUUUGUGUAACGCUGCCCGUCCCUCCCCCGGUCACCAGCACAGCCUUGCCCUCUCCCCUCUGCCCUUCCCUUUUCCUGGGGCUGUUUGGAUAAGGGAACUCAUGGUGCCUGCCCUGCUAGCUGACUGUGAACCUUCAGACAAAUGCUCACGAAGGAUGUGUGAGCAGCCUGUUGACCGUGGGACAGAUGCUCAAGUUAAGGGGAUGAUCUUUUUGUGUUGGGAGUGGGAAGGAAUCUGCAGGUGUUGCUGGGCCAAGUGUUGGCUGUGAGUUUUCCCUUUUCUUUAGGAACUGACCUCAGUAGCCUAAUGGAGAUUCAUCUACUUAUAACUGUAAAUUCCGAGCCAGUCAGCCGUGGGGAACACAGAUGAGCUGUAGAGCCUGUCCCACUGUUGUAGGGCAGACUGCGACCCUUGGGGCAGACAGGAGACCCGACCUGGCCCCACCUCUCCUGCAGCCUCCCUCACAGGGCCUGGGGUCUCUGAAUCACUCAUCCCAGCAUGUCUCUGCCUCUUGGCUGUGGCCCCACAUGUUCCCGGGCCUCUGCCCCCACUGGAGAACGGUUACUCAUGCUUCAAGAGCCAGUGUGGAGUCACCUCUCCUCAUGCAGAAGGGUUUGCCACUCCUCUUGUGUGGCAAAAGCAUUCCAGUCCUGACCCGUUAGAGCACCUGUUACAUGUACCAGCAAACAGGGACUUCUGUCAUCUCUGCUAACCCUCACCCCACAGGUACUGUGCUGUCCCGUUUUGAAGGUGAGGAAGGGGGCACAGAAUGGGAACUAACUUUCUUGCAAUAUUCAUACAUUUAUUCACUCACUUAGCACAUAUUUAUUUAAAUUCUGCUCUGUGCCAGGCCCUGGGAAUGUGUUGGUGACCAAGACAGGCGAGGUCCUUGGGGCACUUACUAAACUUUACUGAGGAAGAAAAAGUGAGCAAGGAAACAAGAUGUAAACUGUGAUACAUGCUGUGGAAGAAGGAGAGUGUCCUGAUGGUGGGACACUGGGGAGCCUCUCAAGCCUGGGAGGGCAAGGGCAGGACAGUGCCUGGUGUGUUCCAGGCCAGAGAGGAGGGUGUGUCGGGGGUACAGAGGGAGAGACGCGGGGGCUGAGGUGCGGAGGCUGCAGGGCUACAUCCUGCCCAGGCCAGCCGUCCAGAUGGGGAGGAGCUGGUGAUCCAGCUCCCUCCUCCGCAGGGCAACCCCCCUCACUCGGUUUUACUCCACGGGAAGGGGGUCCUGGAAGUGUCUUAAGCAAGGGAGUAAGUCUUUUUUAUCUGAAUUUUAGAAAGUAGCACUGGAGCCUCCUGGACUACCGAGAAGCACAUGUAAUUGUCUGCUUCUGAGUCUGUCUUUCCUCCUAGACUCAACUUCUGUGGGUGGAGACUAUAGCCUUCCUGUUCUGUUACUUCCUGUAGACCACACACCACUUCUGGAGCCUACCCGGAGCUUGAGUGACCGCACGUGUACAGGCAGUGGGAUCCAUGCCAUUGGGGCCGGGGAGGUGUGUAGGCUUCCUGAGGCCUCUGGGGUGGAACCCUUGACCUCCUGACACAAUC
This is a messenger RNA of Myotis brandtii (Brandt's bat), 5110 nucleotides long. It is a transcript of the gene TEAD4, whose product is annotated as TEA domain family member 4. Gene Ontology annotation, biological process: embryonic organ development; DNA-templated transcription; regulation of transcription by RNA polymerase II. Lineage: Eukaryota; Metazoa; Chordata; Mammalia; Chiroptera; Vespertilionidae. The transcript has 12 exons. Gene Ontology annotation, molecular function: DNA-binding transcription factor activity, RNA polymerase II-specific; RNA polymerase II cis-regulatory region sequence-specific DNA binding. Gene Ontology annotation, cellular component: transcription regulator complex. Bases 42 to 1418 code for a protein of 458 amino acids. The record is from RefSeq and is a predicted model, not a curated record.